ACACAGAGGACAGAGUGGGUGAGGUGCAGUGGAGGGAGGAGAAGAGGGUCGAGGAGGAGAGAGACAAAGGGACACGUGGCCCACAAUGCAUUGGGACACGUGGUACAGGGAAGACGAUGGGAAGGUGGAGAGAGAGAGCGAGAGAUGGGUGCUCUGUAUGAUGAGACAAGUUUUGCUGGCUGGAUGGCGAGAUGGCACGAACGGAUUCUCACCGGCGCGGAGAAAUGAGACGUUCGGGGGCAGCCGAGUGCCAUGGAAGAUCACGUGUCGCAGGCCAGCUCCGCCGGGAAGAAGCGGAGUGACGUCGACACAGCCUCUCCGCCGCCGCCGCCGCCGCCGCCACCCCGAGACGAUGACUCUCCGGCGAGCGCCGAGCUGCUGAGAGAUUCGCGGUCUCCGGCCGUGGCCGGCGUCCCGGGCCCUGGGCCCUCCCUCGCCGUCCCCUCCCCGGCCUGGCCUCCCUCUGCCUCCUCUCCCACCGCGGCCGCCUCCUCCUCAUCCUCCGCCGCCGCCGCCGCCGCUGUGGUCCCGCCGCGUCCGGCCUCCGCCGCCUCCUCUGCCAAAGAUAUUUGCUGCAACCAAUGCGCGUCGCCGCUCCAGAGUUUACAGACUUACAUGGAGCACCGCUGCGCCACCGCCGCGGAGGGCGCGGCGCCGGCGCCGCCGCCGCCGCCGCAUGCCGCCGCCAUCAUCGCCGCCGCCGCCGCCGCCGGUGAAGCCGCCGACGUGGAGAGCAUCCCGGGCGAGAUCGUGUACCGGGCCGACGGCUCCGCUUACAUCGUCAAGAGCGCCGAGAGCUUGUCCGCGUUCACCGACGACGGGCGCGGCGGCGGCGGCGGCGGCGGCUGUAGCCCCACGCUGGCGCACGCUCUGUCCUUCGGCGUCAAACCCGGGGCGAUCAGCACCUUCCACAUCCAGGCGUUCCCCAACUCCUCGCUCGCGGCCGCCGCCGGAGCCGCACUGCGAAGCUUUCGGGUCUUCGACGUCCGGGGCGAAGGGGGCGGCCGCGGCGGCGGCGGCGCGGCGGCGGCGGCGCCGGAAGGCAUAAAGAGCGAGGAUGAGAGCGCGGAGGGGCCCGCGGACGACGGGCGUCCGAACGACGGCGACGACGGCGAGGCCGGCGGGGCCGGCGACGUCGACGGCGCGCUGUUCGGGGGCAGGAAGCCCAUCCUGAUGUGCUUCCUGUGCAAGCUGUCGUUCGGCUGCGCCCGCACGUUCGCGGCGCACGCCACUCGCGACCACCGCCUCUCGCUGCUCGCCGAGGAGUGGAGGCUGCUGGGACGGAGCGGCGCCUCCGCCAUCGUGCAGGGCGUCGGCCGCGACCGCAGGGAGCCGCUCGUCAGCUUCCUGGAGCCGAGCGGCGCGCCCGGCGCCCAGCGGCAAGGGCGCCAGCGGCAGCGGCUCGUGAGCGCGGACGCCUCGGUGAAACCAAAUUUUUACGGCGUUUUUAGCGGCAUUAGAGUAGAUGGCGGCGCCGAGGCGCUGCGGGCCGGGCCAAAGAUUAAGGGGCUGCAGUCGACUGCUUCUCCCGUGAACCCUUGGGGUCAGAGCGCCCCGUUGAACCUUGGGGGUUUACCCAGUGCUUUGCUGAAAUCCCCAAAUACCUCAACGUACCCCGGCCGGCCCAGCGCCGGCUCGGGGCAGCUUGCCAAAUGCAGCGGCGACGUCCGGGACGUCCACGGCGUGCGAAUCAAGUCCGAGCCCGCGGACUUGGAGGACGAGAGGUCCGACGACGAACUCUAUACCAAUGAAUUUGACGACGACGACGACGACGACGCGGAGAUGAUGACGAUGGCGACGGCGACGGCGGAGGAGAUGGAGGAGGAGAUGGAGGUGGGCGGAUUCGGAGGCUCUCAGGUCGGUGUUGGCGACGGCGCUUGCAGAAGAAACGAACUCUCCAGUCUUACAAACCAAAGCAUUUCUCAGCUUUCCUUUCUGCCUCAUUUGCUCAACCCCUCCCCAACGGAGGCGCCCUGCAGUUCCUUCCAAACGCUGCCCGACGGCGACGCGGCCCUCGGCGCCAGGGAGCCGGCGCCGGCGUUCGCGGCGACCGUCGAAUCCGUCGCCGCCGGAAUGCCGCGGCCGUCGGACGCCGACGCCAAGCGCGAAGUCGCGCUGCCGAGGCUCCCGCUAGGGCAGCAGCAGCAGCAGCAGCCGAACGCCGGCGCGGCGUCGGCCAGGGACGGCCGCGGCGGCAACGGCGGGACGCCGGUGAGCGACGGCGGCUCGCCGCGGCGCGAGGUGGCGGUGAGCCCGUCGGCGCUGUCGUUCGGCGGCCACGUCAUGCUGCUGCAGUCGCGCAACUCGUGCAAGACGCUCAAGUGCCCCAAGUGCAACUGGCACUACAAGUACCAGCAGACGCUGGACGCCCACAUGAAGGAGAAGCACCCCGAGUCGGGCAGCGCCUGCGACUUCUGCACGUCGGGGCAGCAGCACCCGCGGCUGGCGCGCGGCGAGAGCUACACGUGCGGCUACAAGCCUUUCCGCUGCGACGUCUGCAACUACUCCACCACCACCAAGGGCAACCUGAGCAUCCACAUGCAGUCCGACAAGCACCUCAACAACGUGCAGUGCCUGCAGAACGGAGGCGGCGGGGGCGGCGGCGGUGGCGGCGGAGGCGGCGGAGGCGGCGGGGCGGGCGCCAUCGCGGACGCCGUCGCCGCGUACGGGCAGCACCACCUCCCCGCGAGCCUGGGCGGCAAAGCGAGGCCCCAGCACCUGCAGCAGCACCACCAGCAGCAGCAGCAGAGUCAACAGCAGAACCAGCAGCAGAAAAAGCCGAUGUGGCGCUGCGACGUGUGCGACUACGAGACGAACGUGGCGCGCAACCUGCGCAUCCACAUGACGAGCGAGAAGCACGCACACAACAUGCUGCUCCUGCAGCAGCAGCAGCAGCAGCAGGGUGGCGCCAAGCAGCGGGCGGAGAUCUAUCAGUACUACCUGGCGGCCGCGAUGCAGGCGGCCGCGGCGGCGGCCGCGGGCGCGGGGAUGAAGCUGGAGGGCCUGGCUGGGGCCCACCAGCACCAGCUGCAGCUCGAGCAGCCGCCGGCGCCCGCGCCGCCCGUGGCGCUCGGUGAGUCUUUGUCGCUUUUUGCUCUCCCUCCCCUUCUUUCUCCUUCCCCCCUCCCACUGGCACGGCACCGGCGGAGCGGCGCCGAGGCUGCGCCGGGCCGGUCGGGCGCGGCUCGGGAGGGGCCGCUGCGGGAGCCGUGGACGUCGCGUGUCACUGGCCCUGCUGGGCCCCCUCCACCGAAGCCGGAUUCAAACACGGUCAGAAGCAGAUGCCUUCCUGGAGACCGCGCGGCCCCCGUAAAUCAGGGAGCGCUCGCGACAGCGUUUGGCGAGGUGCGACGCGCCACCACCGAUACCAACGCCCGCCGUUCGCCGCUAAGCGACGGCGACGUCCCUCAGCGGCGUCUGCGCCAGGCCAGGUGUCACGCCGAGGCUACCGAGUGA
Molecule: messenger RNA, 3456 nt
Organism: Petromyzon marinus (sea lamprey)
Lineage: Eukaryota; Metazoa; Chordata; Hyperoartia; Petromyzontiformes; Petromyzontidae
Source: RefSeq, a predicted model, not a curated record